This is a messenger RNA of Phycodurus eques (leafy seadragon), 8845 nucleotides long. It is a transcript of the gene zfyve26, whose product is annotated as zinc finger, FYVE domain containing 26. The coding region runs from base 164 to 7813 and encodes 2549 amino acids. Lineage: Eukaryota; Metazoa; Chordata; Actinopteri; Syngnathiformes; Syngnathidae. Gene Ontology annotation, cellular component: lysosomal membrane; midbody; centrosome. The record is from RefSeq and is a predicted model, not a curated record. The transcript is spliced from 43 exons. Gene Ontology annotation, molecular function: metal ion binding; phosphatidylinositol-3-phosphate binding. Gene Ontology annotation, biological process: regulation of cytokinesis; double-strand break repair via homologous recombination; mitotic cytokinesis.
CGUGACCAGCCAUUUACAGGCGACGAAAGCAGGACAAAAGAACAGGGAAGCAACAUUAUUUGUUUAGAGCUACACAAAGACAUGAGUCAAGAAGGCUCCAGUAUCCCGCUCGGCCUGAGGGAAAGCUGACCUCUCGUAGCCCCCCUCCCCUGCCCGAUCCAAAAUGGAGCCCGCGGCCGCGCACCCCUUCGGCCGCGAGGCCGAGGUGUCGCUGCGGGACCUCUUCGACAACUUCAAGCGGUGCCUGACGUGCGGCGAGUGGGAGCUGGCCGGCGCCUGCGUGCCGCAGCUGGUCGCGUCCGCGGGCGGCGUCUCGGAGAAAGUGCGGGAGAUCAUCAAGGCGACCGUGCGCUAUCCUUAUCGUUUAAAAUGGGAGACUGUGGGCAGUCCUCACAAGCUGGCUUGGUUUUGGCUCCAGGUUUUGGAACAACGGACUGAAGAGCGGUUCUCUCCCAGUGUCAGAAGCGAGCUAGAGUUUCUGCUCCUGCUGGAGCAUCUGUGGUCCGAGGGUAUCGAGGAGGUUCUUCUCAAGCAGGUGCAUGAGGCAUUCACGCAAAGCACAAAGGUUUCGACUUCAACGCGUGCCGCUGUGGAGCGUUGUCUGCGGAUGUUAAUGGAAAAGAAGAGGCCCCGACUCGCACAGUCGCUUGCACAUUUCUUGCAGGUAAAGUCGAGCAUGGAUGACGCGUCCCUGCAACACGUCUUCAUCGUCCACCUGCUGACCGAACUAGAGAAGCCUGAGAUGAGUCCCGAGCGGCGAGACGAAUGGGUGGAGGAGAUCUACUCCGUGUUGGCUGUGAUGCCAUGGAGUCACGGUGGAGGCAGCGGCCAGUUGGAGGCACUGUGCGAGGCGCUGUGGGCGUCCAGAGGCGGGCCCCUGAAAGAGGAGAGGGUGCUGGGGUCGUUGCUCCGGCCGCGCUGCGACGCGCUCGUCUCGGCGUAUUGCUCGGCCGCGCUGAGGCUUCAGCGGGAUCGUCUGCUGAGGAGCGCGCCCGACACGCGAGCGCAUCUGCCCGAGGCGGAGAAGCUGGCCCUCAGUCUGUGUUGCCACGACGAUCGUCCGUCCGCAUGGAAAAUAAUCUACUUUGAGUGCCUCAGCAGUGGAAAGCACUUCCUGGAGCAGGUCUUGGUGACGGCGCUGGACCUGAUCAAACACGAGGAGUUUUCUCAGCUGAGGGACAUGUUGCACUCUGAGUUCCAGCCUCUGUGUCGCCUGCUGCUGCUGCUGGGAUGGACGCAGUGCAGCAGUCUGAGCUCUGCUCAAACGCUGCUCGACAUCCUCCAUCACCAGCAGGUGUCAGCCUGUGACUCAAUCCUGCAGGACUUUGCCAACCUUUUGUCCUCCCAGCUUGAAAUACUAGUGUGGUGUAAAAACAACAACCUAAGUGUUUCCACGGAGGCGCUGCUGGGGCAGCUGCAGAGUCUGGACAGUCACUCGGCUCUCUACAUCCUGCACUCCUUGACUCCGCUAGCUCGCUUUGAAGAGCGCCGCAUUCUAGAUCUGCUCCAGCAAACGGCCAAUUCAGCAGGAAGCGACGCUGAGGCCGUCUUGAGUCCUGCGGCGCAGAAGAGCGUCGUUCUGUUCCGUGGUUUCUGCGCCAUGAAGUACGCCAUCUACGCUCUGUGCGUCAACGCGCACAAGAAUUCAGGAUGCGGCCGGUGUCAAGCCAAGAGACAAAGAGCGGCUUGGGAGGGGACGGACCCCAGCCUCGCCACCACUUCGCCAUCAGAAGAUUUACAGUCGUCGUUUCAGCACUACCUGUCCGAGUGCCAACUGUACUUGGAGGCCGUGCCCGCCGUGUUCCGCCUGGAGCUGCUGGAGAACAUCUUCUCGCUGCUCUUCCUCUCCAGCGCUGACUUUGUGCCACAAAGCCCCAAAGACGGGACCGUAACAAACCCAGCGUCCUCUUCGUCAGAGGCGAUCCAGACUCAGACCGAGGAGGACCGCUCGAGUGCCCGCCCCUCUGACCCGGAUCUGGCCCACCUGGUCCAGGGCUGCAGGGGCUUCCUGGCGGACGUGGUGGCCAUGGAGGGUUUCCUGAAGCUGCUUAAAGAGGGCCUGGAGGGCAUGUGCGUGGUGGGUCAGCAGGAGGGGCAGGAAAUGGGCCGAGCGCUCCCCGGAGAGGCGGAGGUGGCGGAGAGCGUGGGCUGCUCCGUGGCCGCCGGGACCUUCGGCGCCCGCCUGCAGAGGUUGUCUAAACGCACCGCCGAGGCACAGUGGAGGCUGCAGAUCAUCACCAGCAAUCAGGGCAGCGGAAGCGGCAGCGGCGGUGUGGGCAUUUCAUCUUUGGCAUGCCGCAAGAGCUCCAGUUGGCCGAGGAGCAAGAGAAAUGGGAGACACGCUGCCAUCGAGAAGCGAGAUCUGGAACUCGGCGCCAGUGCUUCAGAGGAGGGCGGAGAUUUUGCAGAUGCGGCGUCCGAUUCCCACAGCUGGCUGAUCCCCGCCAUGUUGUCUCCUCCAGAAUCUCUGCUCAUUUCCUGCAUCCGGCACGGAAACUUCAUGGAGGCCCAUCAGGUGUCUCUGGUGUUCGACUUGGAGGCGUCGGCCUCUUGCGGCGAGCUGGCCUUCAUGGAGCGCUACGAGGAAGUCCUGGUGGAGCUGAGCCGGGUGGAACAGAAGAUGGAGAGCCAGUCCAUGUCGUCGUCCUCGUCCUCCUCCGAGGGCUUGGCCUCGGUCUCGGGCUCCUCGGUGGCCGGGGCGGGGCGCAGCCGGCAGGGCAGCAGCGGACGCUCCACCCUCCAGGCCAUCGGAAGCGCCGCGGCCGCAGGUGUGGCGUUCUACUCCAUCUCGGACAUAGCCAAUCGCCUCCUCAGCACGCCGGCCCACCCGCUCACGUCCCUGCAGGAGGGCUACUGGACCAGCCGGUGCCCGUCGGAGCUGUCCGGCCUGGCGGGCGCGCUGCUGGAGGACCUCAGCCCGCCCGCCAUGGCCGCCUUCGACCUGGCGUGCUGCCACUGCCAGCUUUGGAAGACGUCCCGGCAGCUGCUGGACACGGCCGAACGUCGCCUCAGCAGCAGUCUGGAGGCUCGUGGUGUGCGAGCUGACCCCAAGGUUCCCCGUCUGGAAAACAUCUGUGGAUUUCCUCAGGUUUUACAGCAGAUCAGCAAGAUUCUGAAUCAUCCCUUGACCUGUAAAAGCUCAGUCAAGAUGUCGGAGGGUGCCACGGGGGAGGAGCAGGCGCUGGCCAGCCCGUUUGGCCGCUGCAUCCAGGAGGUGCUGUUGUGCUGCCACCCGACGCUGAGUGAGGAGUGCAUCUCCGCCCGACUUGCUCUGAUGCAACGCUUAGAGAGCACCCUGCAUGUCCUCAGCUCUGCCACCACUGUAGCGGAGGGCAUCGCGGGGUCCUCAAGCUCCCUCUUGGCGCUGCUGUCAGAUCAGGCCAGCCUGAAGGCGUCCGAGGCGGACGCCCGACCGGCGCGCUCCGGCAUGAAGCAGCUGCUCCACUCCCUGGACCAGCUGUGCCCCUUCGAGCCCGACGGAGACCAGGCCAGACCCGACUUUGUGCGCACGUUUCUGCACUACGUCGACACGCUGGCUGGCGUGCUGGUGCGCAGCCUCGGAUCAGAAGACCAGACAAGCGAGGUGAAGCUGGGGAAUCCGUUGCUGGUGUUGCAUCAAGCCCCAUCGCAGCUUCUCUCAUACAUGCUGUUUGAGCGACAGGUGUCUCCUGACAGGCUGCUGUCGCUCCUGCGGGAGGCAGGGCUGGGCCUCAGCGUCCAGCAGCUGAUCAUCCAGCAUUGCUGCAAGGUCUUGCUUGUGGGGACCUCGUUCCCAGACCAGGACCAGGACCAGGAUCGAGAUUCUUUUCAGGCUAGGAAAGUCGACAAUGUGUUCGGCGUGUCCGCUUUGACUUCGUCGCUCCAACGGCACGCCGGGGAGCACGCGUCCACAUUCGGCAUUGCCGAGCUUCCGUCAGACUCCAGCUCCGGGUCCAUCUCUUCGGAGGAGACCACCGGCUCCACCUCCUCUGCCAACCUCUCCGCCUCGCCGUCCACUUCCGCCCCAUCGUUUCUGCUCACGCCAUCGGCCUUGGCGUUCCUCAAGUCUCGCUCGCCCCUGACUGCGGCGCUAGUGUGUCUGAGCGCAUCUAAAGGCGAGGGUGCCCGCGCUCAGCCCUCGGGCUGGUCGGGGUACUUCCGCAGUGGCCGCAAGGAGCCGCUGCUAGACGGCGAGCAGAUUUCCCGUGAGGCUGACACCCUCCUCCGGGCCUUCCCCGUGCUCCGGGCGUAUCUGGGCGCCAUGGCUGAACCCGUGCUGGGCCCCUCCUUCUCUGACGACGAGGGGCUCGGCGCACAGGUGUGCGGAAAGCCCCUGGUCGGGCUCUUGUUGGCCGGGCCUCGGGAGGACGCUGCCCGAGGGGUCGCGGCCGACGCCUUCCAGCAGGCGCUGGCCUCCAAGGACGUGGACCGAGCGCUACGGCUGCUGGAGCUGUACGGGCCUGACAACGGCCAGCCGGGAGAGCUGAGGGACCGCCUGCUUGCCUGGGCUGCCUUAGGGGGCGACGAGGAAGGCGUCGGCCACUUGUUCCGGGUGCAGGACGCCAAUCUGCGCGCCCGCGUGGCCCUACGGGCCAUGGAGCGCUGGCCACUCUCGGCCUGCACGGAGCUUCUGGACUUCUGCCUGGAUGACGGCAACGACACGGAGGCCUCGCUCAGAGCCGACCUAUUGCGGAAGAAGAAAGAGCUGGACAUCUACGCCCGGAUGUUAGCCUUACAGCCGCCAUUGCCUUGGGUUACCUGGCAGGAGCUGAGGGCCGAGUCAAAGGUCAGCUCCGAGUACAUGCUGGCCCAGAUGCUGGAGGCCAAGGAGUUUUCACUGUGCGCCCACUGGGCCGAGUUUUAUCCCGUAGGCGAGCAGUCGAGACUGCAGCUGCAGACGGAGCAUCUGCUGUAUCUGCUGGAUAAGGAACGGACCGACGAAGCCUUCCAGCUUCUUGAGGGUCUGGCGUGCGGCCUGGACGUGUGCGAGCGCGCUCUGGACCGCCGGCCCGGCUCGGCCGCCUGCCACUUCCUGGCCGACUACGUGACGCAUCACUUCCAGAGGCAGGUGACCCCGGCGCGCCGACGCCACAUCCACGCCCUCAACCUGGGCUCCAAGGUGUUGCUGGCUCUGCCGCCGGCCGCCCACCGGGACUACUUCCCCCUGCUAUCAGAGCCGCUUCUCAUGCUGGAGCAGAUGCUGAUGAACCUGAAGGUGGACUGGGCCGACGCGACCGUACGCACCCUGAGGAGCCUGCUGGUCGGCAAGGAGGCGGGCUUCGGGCCCGACGCCGUCGACGGGCUCCUGGCCGAGUACGCCCGCAAGGCCUUGGACUUCACAUGCGCGCCCCGAGAGAGGUCAAGAUCCGACUCUGUCAUCAGCCUGCAGGACGCCUUGAUGCAGUGUCCCGCUCAGGAGAGCUGCACCGUAUCGUCGGGUCAUCUCGACUCUCCGACCCCCUCCUCCGCGAGCAGCACGCCCACGCACACGCCCUCGACAAACAGCGGCGACAGAGAGCGGGACCGAGGCUCGGCGGGGAAGAAGAGGUCCUCGCCCGCCAAAUUCCAGCCGCCGGAACAGCCCCCAGACCGCAAAGACUGGGUGCCCGACACCCAGCAGCACGUGUGCAUGGUGUGCCGGCGCGAGAGGUUUACCAUGUUCAACCGGAGGCAUCACUGUCGCCGUUGCGGCCGCCUGGUGUGUCAAGCUUGCUCGGAACGCAAGAUGGCCGUGGAGGGCUGUGCCGGUGAGGACGUCAGAGUGUGUGACCAGUGUUAUGCCUACUUUCACCCAGAUUGUGAUGAGGAGCUGGAAACUAGCGAAGCGACAGAGAGCCCCGCCGCGACGGAAGACGCCCUCGACGGCAUGUUGCACCUGCCUGAGAUUGCCCCCAGGCAGAUCAGGCUUUCCGCGGAUCCCGUGGAAAACCAGCAGUUGCGUAACGAGUUCUACUACGAGCAGGCACCCAGUGCCCACCUGUGCGUGGCCAUCUUGUCCCUCCACGGCGACCAAACGGCGUGCGGCCACCAGCUCAUUGGCCACUGCCGCUCGCUCUCCCGCAAGCUGACCAACCCGGAGGUGGACGCCGGCCUGCUCACGGACAUCAUGCGCCGGCUGCUCUUUAGCGCCAAGCUCAUGUUCGUCAAGGUGGGACGCAACCAGGACCUCGCCUUGUGCGACAGCUACAUCAGCAAAGUGGACGUGCUGAAGAUCCUUGUGGCGGCCAAUUACAAACACAUCCCCUCCCUGGACGACAUCCUCGAGACGAUAGCGGUCACGCGGCUCCGAAACCAGCUCUUGGAAGCGGAGUAUUACCAGCUGGCGGUGGAGGUGUCCACCAAAGGCAGCCUGGACCCCGGCGCCGUGUGGCAAGCGUGGGCCAUGGCCUCGUUGAAGGCCGGCAGUCUGACGGUGGCGCGGGAGAAGUUUGCACGCUGCCUGAAGGCCCCCGUGGACCGCAACCAGAUGAACAUGGGCCCCACGCUGCUGCAGGAGAUUGUCAAGCACCUGGAGACCACCAUCAGACCCGCCACGGCCACGUCUUUGAGCGAGGACAUCUUGGCGUCGCUACAGGAACUGGAAGAGGCCCUCAGCGAGAGGUCGGAGUACCCGAGGGGCGUCCUCCACGAGGAGUGCCUCUACUACCUGAAUGCCUACGGAACUCACCUGGCGCUGGUCAGCUUCCACAUGCGCCACGACGCCAUGGCGGAGGCGCUCUCGUACCUCCUCAACAAGGAUGCCCCGGAGGAGGUGUUCUCGGAGGGCGUGCUGCAGCCAGCCCUGGAGCGAGGGCGUCUGGGGAUGCUCCAGGACGUCCUGGAGAAGCUGGACCCGGGCCUGGAGGCGUGCAGCCGCCACCUGAUCGCCUCCUGCCAGUGGCUGCAGCGGCGCGGCUACUUCCACACCCUCUACCAGAUGCAGCAAUUCAUGAUGGAUCACGUACGUGCGGCCAUGACCUGCAUCCGCUUCUUCACUCACGGAGCCACUUCGUACCAACAGCUGGGCGACCAACAGCGCUGGUUGGUCCGAGCCAAAGAGCACCUGAGGACGUACCUGCAGGAGCAACAGUGUCGCGGGGGGGUGAGGAGGAAGUCGUCCCAAGGGGGCUCCUUCAGGAAGAUGAUGUCGUCGAGCGACGUCUCCAGGCACAUGAACACCAUCGAGCUGCAGCUGGAGGUGACCCGCUUCCUGCACCGUCGCGAGCCGCCGCCCGCCGCCGGGUCUGGACCGCCUCCCACCUUGUUUGGAGGGAGCCCCAUGAAGGUGGAGGUGGCCUGCAAGGUGAUGCUCGGGGGUAAAAACAUCGAGGAAGGGUUCGGCAUCGCGUACCGAGUCAUACAGGACUUCCAGCUGGAGGCGCAGGCUGUGUACGUGCGCGCCGGACAGCGUCUGGUCCGCCACAGGAAGUUCGCUGCGGCGCGCCAGCUGCUCAAAUGCGUCAGCGAGUCGGGCACGGCCACCAAGAGCGACGGCGACGCGUUGGUCCUUAGCUGCGUGGAGGCGGCGGAUAAAGGAGCGGCCGACGCCAAAGAGGUGGAAAGUCUCAUUCUGGAGACCAAGAGCACAGAAAUCAAGAUCAAAGCCUACCUGCUGUGCAACAAGCUGCGUCCGGCCUACUUGCUGGCCGUCAAAAUGGAGGCGAGUAGGGCCGGCCCGCUGGUUCAGAAGGUCCUGCAGGCGGCUGAGGGGGCUCAGGACUCGGUGAUGCAAAACAUCUGCCGCCAGUGGCUGCAGGAACACCAACACCGAGGCAACGGCAAGCAGCGCGCGGCAGCGGGACGACCCAACAACCAGGCCAGGACACAGGUGUCACCAACCCAUGUCCGGAAUUGAACAGGAAGUUGACCAUUCGUGGUCUGAAGCGGCCAUUUAGGGCCUCUCGUACUUUGACGGACUCCCAACUCGAGAAUUCGCCCGAGCGAGCCCCAAUCAGAAGCAAGUAACCUAGAUAGAUGGGUGACGAUAAAUUGCUAUGGCGUCCAAUGUAGGUGAAGCACGGCGGCAACAUUUGACGAUCGCUCUGUAGCGUGCCCUGGGAAGUGAGAAUACAUUAGCUGACAACACAUUGUGCGGGCGUGUCAAACCUAACGGGACAUAUGAAAAAAUCUAAGACCCAUACCCCAAAUUGAAGGUGGCCAUUUUUAUUCGAAGCGGCCAUUUCGGGCGAAUUCCAGGGCUUUCUUGUACUUCAGCAAAUUGCCGACUCAGGGAUUUGCCCCAAUAAGAUAUUGCCAGGCUUUAUUUUUUUCUAAUGGGGGCGGAGCCUGGUGUUGCCGAUCAUUUCUCGGACUCGCUACGAAAAGGGGGUGUUUGCGCGUUUAAUGAACUAAUUAAGAUGCGUGUCCCAUUACUUUUGUCCAUAUGCCGAUGAAGAGUUUGAAAGUGUUUCUGGGACGUAGAAGGGACGCCCUUGGAAAUGAUGCUGUGGAUCAGCUUCACUUCUCAAUAAUGAGCAAAUCAUGUCCGAUUUGUCUCCCGUUGCUUUUUAUGUCUCUCAUGUUGUGAUCGUAUUUAAUGUUUCGCUUGCUGAUACUCACUUUUAAAAUGAACCUUUUUACGACAACUGACUAAACAAUAAUUUCACUUUAAAAGGGAUUCCCCCCAUUGCUGCCUUUUACUCACGUUCGAUGUCAUGAAAAAACACUUUUGAAAUGCAUCCCUGAGACAUACUUGCACUCUCAUCUGCUCACUGCCGCACUUUAUACGCUUGAGUUAUUACAAAUCAUAAAUCCUCUGUGAAUACACUUUCUACAAAUGGCUGGUAAAAUGAUUGCUUCGAUGAUGAUGCAAGCUUGUGAUUUUUUUUCUAAUGUUUUAUGAUUUGCUUGAUAAUUAAGAUGAAUAAUAAAAACAAAAAUAAAUGAU